Messenger RNA from Aspergillus ruber CBS 135680, 284 nucleotides. RefSeq lists its product as uncharacterized. The transcript has a single exon. NCBI's taxonomy places the organism in Eukaryota, Fungi, Ascomycota, Eurotiomycetes, Eurotiales, Aspergillaceae. Bases 51 to 224 code for a protein of 57 amino acids. The record is from RefSeq and is a predicted model, not a curated record.
CAGGUAUAUAAAAUCUAAUAAUUGUAUGUCAUGGUCCCCUUCACUGAAACAUGUCUGCGGAGACCCGCAUAAGCUUGAUAACCCAUGUUUAUUUUUCAUUGCUUUUGCUUCCAGCCAUUGAUCUUCACUAUUAUGCGUUGACAUCGUGGGAUGUCUCGUAUUUGUUUAAUGAUAUGGGAUGCAGUAGACCAUCCGCAGAGCUUUCUUUGUACGGAUUGUUAUAGAUCGGACCAGGUACAAUACAGCAAUGACGCAAUAGCAAAAUGCAACACAAUCAAUGCAAU